Messenger RNA from Propithecus coquereli (Coquerel's sifaka), 3534 nucleotides. RefSeq names its product DEAH (Asp-Glu-Ala-His) box polypeptide 33 (gene DHX33). The transcript has 11 exons. NCBI's taxonomy places the organism in Eukaryota, Metazoa, Chordata, Mammalia, Primates, Indriidae. Gene Ontology annotation, molecular function: ATP binding; RNA binding. Bases 208 to 1812 code for a protein of 534 amino acids. The record is from RefSeq and is a predicted model, not a curated record. Gene Ontology annotation, cellular component: nucleolus; intracellular anatomical structure. Gene Ontology annotation, biological process: positive regulation of transcription by RNA polymerase I.
AGCAGCCACCCCUAGCCCAGCCCUCGGCCAGUCCCUACCGUGAGGCCGUGGAGCUGCAGCGCCGGAGUCUGCCCAUUUUCCAGGCGCGGGGGCAACUGUUGGCCCAGCUCCGAAAUCUGGACAGUGCCGUCCUCAUCGGUUGGCUAUACAGUGCGCUUUGAUGAUGUCACCUCAGAAGACACCAGGAUCAAGUUUCUAACAGAUGGCAUGCUUCUGCGUGAAGCAAUUUCAGACUCCCUGCUUCGGAAGUACAGCUGUGUGAUUUUGGAUGAAGCUCACGAACGGACUAUCCACACAGACGUGCUCUUUGGAGUGGUGAAAGCUGCACAGAAGAAGCGAAAGGAAACGGGGAAACUGCCCCUCAAAGUGAUUGUGAUGUCAGCUACGAUGGAUGUGGACCUGUUCUCUCAGUAUUUCAAUGGCGCCCCUGUCCUCUACCUGGAGGGACGGCAACAUCCAAUCCAGGUUUUUUACACCAAACAGCCUCAGCAUGAUUACCUGCACGCAGCACUUGUCUCAGUCUUCCAGAUCCACCAGGAAGCCCCUCCUUCUCAGGACAUCCUGGUGUUCCUCACGGGUCAGGAGGAGAUUGAAGCAAUGAGCAAGACCUGCCGAGACAUUGCAAAGCACCUUCCAGACGGCUGCCCCUCAAUGGUGGUCCUUCCUUUGUACGCCUCCCUGCCCUAUGCACAGCAGCUCCGUGUCUUCCAAGGGGCCCCACAGGGCUAUCGCAAAGUGAUCAUUUCAACCAACAUCGCUGAAACCUCCAUAACCAUUACAGGAAUAAAAUAUGUAGUUGACACUGGCAUGGUUAAAGCAAAGAAGUAUAACCCUGACAGUGGUCUUGAGGUGUUAGCAGUGCAGCGGGUGUCAAAGACCCAGGCCUGGCAGCGCACGGGGAGGGCUGGCAGAGAGGACAGUGGCAUCUGUUACCGGCUGUACACUGAGGAGGAGUUUGAGAAGUUUGAGAAGAUGACCGUGCCAGAGAUCCAGAGGUGUAACCUGGCCAGUGUGAUGCUUCAGCUCCUAGCGAUGAAAGUCUCAAACGUGCUCACCUUUGACUUUAUGUCCAAACCGUCUCCAGAUCACAUUCAGGCGGCCAUUGCCCAACUGGACCUGUUAGGUGCUCUUGAACAUAAGGAUGACCAGCUUACCCUGACUCCAAUUGGAAGAAAGAUGGCAGCAUUUCCUUUAGAACCCAAAUUUGCCAAAACCAUCCUCCUGUCCCCCAAAUUCCACUGUACAGAGGAGAUCCUGACCAUUGUCUCCCUGCUGUCUGUGGACAGCGUCCUCCACAACCCUCCUUCCCGGCGGGAUGAAGUGCAGGGGGUCCGGAAGAAGUUCAUAUCCAGUGAGGGGGACCACAUUACCCUGCUCAAUAUCUACCGAACCUUCAAAAACAUAGGUGGAAAUAAGGAUUGGUGCAAAGAGAAUUUUGUCAACAGCAAGAAUAUGAUGCUAGUAACUGAAGUCAGAGCACAGCUGAGGGACAUCUGCUUAAAGAUGUCAAUGCCAAUCUUGUCAUCCCGAGGAGACAUGGAGAGCGUCCGCCGCUGUCUGGCUCACAGCCUCUUCAUGAGCACUGCUGAGCUCCAGCCAGACGGUACCUAUGCCACCACGGACACCCACCAGCCAGUGGCCAUCCACCCCUCUUCUGUCCUCUUCCACUGCAAGCCAGCCUGCGUCGUGUACACUGAGCUGCUUUAUACCAACAAGUGCUACAUGCGAGACCUCUGCGUUGUGGAUGCCGAGUGGCUGUAUGAGGCCGCCCCCGAGUAUUUCAGGAGGAAGCUGAGAACCGCCAGAAACUGAGCUUUUCCAGGGUGCUGCCAGGAUUGCUGGUGCCUGGGAGCUUGGACCACAGCUGUCCUCAUAGCAGACUUCCAGGUUGGCACCUAGAGAAGCGGCAGGUUUUAAUGCAGCUAAAUAUGCCCGACUUCCAGGAGCUUGAAAGCAUCUUUGCUUAAACUCUUAGGCCUGAACCAUGUAGAUGUGUACAUAUAAUUUAUAUCCCGAAAACUUAAGAAUUGUGCUUUUGGUUCUUGCUGGGUGACUUUGGGUGGCUUGGUUAACUUCUGAGCCUCAGUUUCCUCAUCUGCCAAAUGGGGAUAAUAAUAAUGAUAUUUACUUAUUGGGGUCAUGAAGUGUAGAGAAAAUGAAUAGAAAGUACCCAGAGCUAUUCCUGACACCUGAAAGACAGACAGUGAGCUGUGAGCCAUUAUGCUUAAUUUUACUGCUUUCUACGUGAUGUCAAUUAAGUACAACAAAAUACCAAGUUCUUGUGACUGAGGGGGAUUUUGUAGAAGGGGCCAUAGGAGGUUACAGAACUUGGAUGUUUGUUGUCCUUGGUUCUAUUUUAAUGUCUAUCUGUAUGAAGCUUUAAAAUGGAAAACACAAGCAAUUGACUUCUGUAGAAGUUUCCAGAGGGGGAGGUGCUGUUUCUUACCUCCUGGGAUGGCCAUCCCUACUGAACCCUCAAGUCUCAGGGGGUGGACUGCUCUCCGUCUGUAUCCAAGCAGAGCCCAGUGGAGGCGUCACUUGGUCCUCCAUGCUUUUGUGGUGCACGUCUCUGUCAGUGCUUUUAGGAGACACGUAAGUUUCCUGGGCAGAGGUCGAUUUGUACCUUCUGAAUCAUGUCAAGUGCAGACAUGGAAAACUGACUCUUCAACGUCCUGCUGCAUACCCAGUUUUCAUUUUCCUGAGUAACUGUGAACAUGUGAGCAUGAGGAAUGACUCUGUGCUCCAUUUCAGCUGUUUCUCUCUGGGCAGGGCCCCUGGUCAGAGCUGUUGGGGGUGGGAGCGGAGAGGUGCAUGGUCAGCGAGAACCCAGAGAGCAUCAGUUCAUUCCAGCCUCCACGUCUGGUCUUAUAUUCUUGCCUCACACUGAUUUUCUGUGAUCUUUUUUCCUUCUUCAUAGGGACUUGGGGACACUCUGGCUUUGCUGCUUCCUAACUGCCAGGCACCUCUCUAACCCUCAUUGUCUACAUCUGUCAGAGGGAAUGAGAGGAUCUCGACAGUCUCUUUCUAUUCUGAUAUUUUGAGAAGGGAAAAGACACUAUUAGUUCUGCUUUACUAUUUAAUUAUCCAAAGCAAAUAAUCUUUCCCCAGAGAAUGUUUUGCCCUAGAAGAAGGCGAGAUGUAGCCAUUUUAUUGUGCUUAAUUGCUCCAAACACAUCUGUCCAGUAUUUUGUCAUUUCUUACAGGAUGAAUCAAACAGUUUAUUAGCAGGGGGCCAAAAUGCCUAAGAGGCUCUUCAAAGACCAUGGACAGUCUCUUCAUUCUAGAUCCAGGGACCAUUUUUCAGAGACUGGCCUGCUAGAUAAGACCCAUUCCAAGGUCUCAUCUGUCCACAGUUGUGCAUGUCAAAUCUGGCUCAGCCUUUAUUUACAACAUUGCCAGGGUCCUGAGCACUUAAGCUUUUUGCCAGUGUUUACGGGUACCUGAGCACUUGUGAUUUAUUUAUGUUAGAAAUGGUUAUAUUUAGGACAAAUAAGAUUUGACAGAUCCUAGAUACCUUAUCUUACUACAUUCUUA